AGCAGUUUAUAGCUCUCAGCACAAGCUAUCCUUUCCACUACUCUGGCAGAUCGCUGUUAGCUUUCCCGCCGAGAUCCGGAGCUCUCCUCCAGCUGUUGGAGGAAAGACAGGAAAGAGCUUAUUUUUCUUUUGAAAUACCUUGGCACAACCAGCAAGGGAACAUCUUGUCGAACAUUUAAUAGAGAGUUGAAAAGUGAAAUAAUUUUAAUUCAUUGCAAAGGGCCCUUUGAUUCGGGGUUUUGUUUUUCGCUCCCGCCCCCUGCCCCGUUUCUAACUCUCAAGUCAACCGAGCCCAAACAUGGUGAUGUUCAAGAAGAUCAAGUCUUUUGAGGUGGUCUUUAACGACCCCGAAAAGGUGUACGGCUGUGGGGAGAAGGUGGCUGGCCGGGUGAUAGUGGAGGUGUGUGAAGUCACUCGAAUCAAAGCUGUCAGGAUCCUGGCUUGUGGAGUGGCCAAAGUCCUGUGGAUGCAGGGAUCCCAGCAGUGCAAACAGACCUUGGACUACCUGCGCUAUGAAGACACUCUUCUCCUGGACGACCACCCAACAGGGGAGAAUGAGAUGGUGAUCAUGAGACCUGGAAACAAAUAUGAAUACAAGUUUGGCUUUGAGCUUCCUCAGGGGCCUCUGGGAACAUCUUUCAAAGGAAAAUAUGGGUGUGUAGACUACUGGGUGAAGGCUUUUCUUGAUCGCCCAAGCCAGCCAACUCAAGAGACAAAAAAACACUUUGAAGUGAUGGAUCUAGUGGAUGUCAAUACUCCUGAUUUAAUGGCACCUGUGUCUGCUAAAAAGGAGAAGAAAGUUUCCUGCAUGUUCAUUCCUGAUGGCCGGGUGUCUGUCUCUGCUCGAAUCGACAGAAAAGGGUUUUGUGAAGGUGAUGAGAUUAACAUCCAUGCUGAUUUUGAGAAUACAUGUUCCCGCAUUGUGGUGCCCAAAGCUGCCAUUGUAGCCCGCCACACUUACCUUGCCAAUGGCCAAACCAAAGUACUGACCCAGAAGUUGUCAUCGGUCAGAGGCAAUCACAUUAUCUCAGGAACCUGUGCAUCAUGGCGUGGCAAGAGCCUUCGGGUGCAGAAGAUCAGGCCUUCUAUCUUGGGCUGCAACAUCCUUCGAGUUGAAUACUUCUUACUGAUCUACGUUAGUGUCCCUGGCUCCAAGAAGGUCAUUCUUGACCUGCCCCUGGUAAUUGGCAGCAGGUCAGGCCUCAGCAGCCGGACGUCCAGCAUGGCCAGCCGAACCAGCUCCGAGAUGAGUUGGGUAGAUCUAAACAUCCCUGAUACCCCCGAAGCUCCUCCGUGCUAUAUGGAUAUCAUUCCUGAAGAUCACCGAUUGGAGAGCCCCACCACUCCUCUGCUAGAUGACACAGAUGGCUCUCAAGACAGCCCUAUCUUUAUGUAUGCUCCUGAGUUUAAGUUCAUGCCACCACCUACUUACAGUGAGGUGGAUCCCUGCAUCCUCAACAACAACGUGCAGUGAACAUGUGGAAGGAAAGAAGCAGCUAUACCUACUUCUUUCUUUUCACCUCUCUUCCUGGACUGACUUUUUAGGAGACUCAACAGUCUCUGCAGUGGGGUACAGAUCCACCCCAGCCUCUGACUCUCCGGUGUAGGAGGUGAUCAUCAGGCAAUCUCCUGGGCCUUAAAGGGUGCACAGUCAUCCUCAGCCAGUGAGAUGUUGUGACAAGGGUUUUUUUGCUGGAUGGGUUUAAAAACACAGACAAAUUUAAGCCCAUUCCAUUUUCUCCGAUCUUUUUGAGAAUUGAGGCAUUUUAAAUAAGGGGUAGAAAUGGCCUCCUGGUGUGGUCUUCCCAAGGUUUUAUGGAGGGGAUUUCAGACUGUUAUAACAAUAGAUCUUGAACCUCUGCCAUGUGGAGGAAAGCCAAUUUAGCAAACUAGAAGAAUGAAAAGGAAAAAAAUCAUGGCCAAAACUUUGGGAAAAGGAUGUUCUUAAAAUCAUUGUUCCCCUUUGUUUGUGCACUUAUAGAUAAAAGAAAACAAAAAAGAAAAACCCUCCAGAGCUUAUUUGGUUUAGACUUUGGAGUGAGCUUCCCAUGUGAAUUAAAGGGAAGAAGCUCCAAGGUUGUCUUUGUUUAGAAAGUGCUUUAAUGUGGCGUAAAGCAGUAGUAACUAUGCCCCACCAAAGGUCUUAAAAAGCCAUUUUUAGAGCCUAUUGCACUGUGUUCUUCUGUUGGCAAACAUUUUCAUGUGGGAAAAAUGUGUUUUUCUUCUCACAUGACUCCUUGGAAUUGAUUCUGAGGUGAUGGUCUUAGCACUUUAGUUUGUGUCAAAUUUUUUUCCCUCUAUCUCAGAUGUAAGCCAAAAUUGGUCUACUGUGUCUCUGGGGUAAGCACAAUGACAAAAAAAAAAAAAAAAAAGUGUUUCUCACUACUUUUGAGACUUUGUCCCAGUGUACAGAAUUCUGCAAUUCUGACACUCUCAUUAUAUGAAAAGGGUUGCUGCUAUCACCCUUGCCCACUGUGACAUCUCCAAAGCCAAGGAAGAACUCUUGAUCAAAAUGCCCCAACACUGUGAUUAGAGCAUCCAGAUGGUGCCAUGAGAAACUAGAGGGCAGGUCUUCACAAAAGCCCCUAGGGCUCCCUUCCUCCCCCGUGUUAGGAGACAGGGAUGUAGAUAGCCCCUCUCUCACUGCAGCCACCAGCACUUGGUCAGUCAUUCUCAGCCUUAGCACUUUGUUCGCUGUCCUGUGUCAGAGCCCUGAGCUCUACCCUCUCCUGAGAAAGUAUGUGGGCUAAAAGUGGUGUCAUUUUUUGUUGUUGUUGUUUUUUAAUUGUAUAUCUUUUUGUAUGACAAAAACUAUAUUUUGUACUUAACCAGAUAUAUUUUUCACCCCAGGUGGGGGUAUUCUUUGUAAAAAAGAUAAAUAAAGUUUUUUUAAUGGAAAAAA
Molecule: messenger RNA, 2902 nt
Organism: Phacochoerus africanus (Common warthog)
Lineage: Eukaryota; Metazoa; Chordata; Mammalia; Artiodactyla; Suidae
Gene: TXNIP
Product: thioredoxin interacting protein
Exons: 8
Coding region: 299-1474 (391 amino acids)
Biological process (GO): protein transport
Cellular component (GO): cytoplasm
Molecular function (GO): ubiquitin protein ligase binding
Source: RefSeq, a predicted model, not a curated record